Mytilus californianus (California mussel) is the source of this 988-nucleotide messenger RNA. RefSeq names its product ethylmalonyl-CoA decarboxylase-like. NCBI's taxonomy places the organism in Eukaryota, Metazoa, Mollusca, Bivalvia, Mytilida, Mytilidae. The coding region runs from base 118 to 885 and encodes 255 amino acids. The record is from RefSeq and is a predicted model, not a curated record. Gene Ontology annotation, biological process: fatty acid beta-oxidation. The transcript is spliced from 3 exons. Gene Ontology annotation, cellular component: cytosol. Gene Ontology annotation, molecular function: enoyl-CoA hydratase activity.
GCAUGCUUGUAUUUCCAGUUUGUCAGAAGUUCCCGAAGAUUGGUCCAUCUUACAGGUUUAAGCAGGCGGAAUUGCACAAAGGUGAACAAAGUUGACUUUGAAGAUACACUUAAACACAUGAUCGGUGGGAGUGUUACACUGGACAAAGAUGAGAGAAAUGGAAUAGCUGUUGUUUCUCUUGACAACAAGAAGAAAAAGAAUGCACUAUCAGGUUCUAUGAUGUGCGAACUAAAUGACAUUAUCAAUGAACUGCAAUCAUGGCAGACAGGAAAGGGUCUCAUUCUGAGAGGAGAAAACAAAACAUUUUGCUCUGGCGGAGAUCUUGACACUGUUAAAAGUAUUCUGUCUCCUGAACAGGGAUACAGUAUGUCAUGUUUCGUAGGACAAUGUAUGCAAAAUCUUUCUCAAUUACCACUCAUUAGCGUUGCACUGGUUGAAGGCAAUGCGUUGGGCGGAGGAGCAGAAAUGGCAAUGUCUUGUGAUUUUAUGGUUAUGUCUGAUAAAGCUAGAUUUGCAUUUGUACAAAAGAAAAUGGGCGUCAUAACUGGUUUUGGUGCUGGUACAAGACUAGUCAGAAAGUUUGGCACUUUGAAAGCUUUGGACAUAUUGGCCUCUGCUAGAACAAUGGAUGCCAAGGAGUGUGAGAGAUUAGGUCUAGCAAGUCAAAUAUUACCACAUUCGGAAAAUGUCCUUGAUCUGACAAAAUCUUGGUUACACAAUUACUGUGAAGGAGACACAAAAGUCAUUCGGAAUUUAAAAUCAAUGGUUGUUGCUGCUAGUAACUUAUCUCUUGAAGACUCACAUGCUAUAGAAAGGAAGUUAUUUAGAGAACUUUGGGGUGGAGAAAGUCAUUUGAAAGCACAAAAGAGUAAAUUAAAACAUUAGUUUCAAAGAAGUAUCACGAGUUUUCACAGUUUAAAAUUAAACGAAAGUCAACAAAUCAACACUAAUAAUAUUUAUAGAUAACUUAAUAAAGGUAUUGUUUAAA